AUGAGUGCAUCCCCGUCUCUUCCCACCCAUGGCAUACCCGUCAAAGACGACACCACCAAGGGUGCUCAACUGCCACUCGUUAUCCUCGCAGAUCUGAAAGAUAGCGAAACGACCCGUCUAAUUCAGCACCUGCAAGGGUCGGUGAAGAAUGACGAAACCCUGACUGUUCAUCCCUGGCAGCCUUCGACAGAGACCCUCCAGGCCAUCGCCAAACAGGGCCCGUUCCCCGACAGCCAGGCCAACAUCCAUGCUGCAGCAGUACUGGCCUCGCGCGCAGGAUGGGACGGUCUCUUGGUGGCAGACCAACUAACCAAGCGUCAGCUCACUGGAACUCUGAGGGUGGGCGAGUAUCCGACUGUCUCUGCUGUGAUGGUCUCCAUCCGGCCUGCAACAGGAGAAGGCCAAAUUCACAUCUUUGCAAAGCGCACGGCUGGUCCGACAUGGCCCAUUGGAGGAGACGAGCACGAACUCGUAUAUGAAGACAUUCUUGCGGAAUUGUCGAGCUUCGAACCCACGGCCCCGAGCAGAGAGAAUAACCCCUUCCCCGACGCUGGACUCGCUCUGCAUGACCCCGAUAGGCGUCCGUUGAGUCCAGAGACUUCGGCGAUCCUGGCCUGGGAGGAGCAUCCCGAGCCCGAUGUUUCUCGCAUUGAACUUCCAAAAAGCUCCAUUCAUCAUGGUCUGGGCCAUCUAAACGUGUUUCUCCUUUUUCCAGCUACCGAGGAGGAGCAAAAGGCUACAGAGUCGGCGCUUCAGCAGGCGAUAGAUAUCUGUCUGCAGCUCAACGCGAAGGCCGAGGGGUGUGAACCCUCCUCGCCGCCACAGGUCCAUCUGAUACCGUGGGAUUUGCACAAGGCCACGAGUCGACGCCAGCUAAUUGAGCUUUGGGAUGCAUGCCAGCGCUGCCUCCCAUUAAACAAUAUAGUAUGGGAGGUGUUUCUGCUGAAAGAGCCGAUCCAAGAUGUCGCCAAUGUCGAGCUCGGAGUGGUCAAGUCCCUCGGAUACAGUGGACAUAAAUUCGUGCAGGCGUCAUUGAAGCAUAUAGUCCCAGAACGACAGUAUAGCACGCUCGAAAUGGCGUUUGCCCCCGACCAUCCAUUCUAUGUGACAACGCCCGACUGGCAGUCGACAAGCUAUGCCCUCAACUGGAUCCCUGUCUUCUACCUCACCAACAAACUGGCCCCAGAGCAGGAUAAGGCAGUCCGUGAUGAGCUUGUGAACUGCGCCGAUAUCGACUGGGCGGACGAGAAGAGUGUAUGCUACGUGCCAUGGACCAAAGACGAGUCGCGCGACGGCAACCUCGACGACGCGUGGGAGGUUUUCUGGGAUCUUUAUACAUACAAGCGCGGGCGCGCAGUUCCUUGUGGGCAUAGCACGCCGGUAUUCUUCAUUGACCAGCAGUCUGGUAUCGACCAGACCGUGCUCGUGGCGGAUGCAGACAUGCUGUACAUUGACCGGGACAAUACGGCGGCCCCUUUGGAGCUUCUCAAGGGGCUCGAUGUGCCAAAACUACGGGGCAUCAUGUAUAACCGUAUCCCAGCGGCUGAAGCGCACGGGGCGUUUGUCAAUCGGGGUAUUGCAAAUAUGGGCUUUGACGAGUUUGGGGAUGAGGAGCAGAUCAAGGCAUACCCUCGCCCUGGAUGGCCAGGACAUGGCAUAUUGGAGGACGACGAGUAG
Aspergillus puulaauensis is the source of this 1677-nucleotide messenger RNA. RefSeq lists its product as uncharacterized. Bases 1 to 1677 code for a protein of 558 amino acids. The transcript has a single exon. Lineage: Eukaryota; Fungi; Ascomycota; Eurotiomycetes; Eurotiales; Aspergillaceae. The record is from RefSeq and is a predicted model, not a curated record.